This is a messenger RNA of Sitodiplosis mosellana (orange wheat blossom midge), 2011 nucleotides long. Its product is annotated as delta(24)-sterol reductase-like. Gene Ontology annotation, molecular function: FAD binding; Delta24(24-1) sterol reductase activity. NCBI's taxonomy places the organism in Eukaryota, Metazoa, Arthropoda, Insecta, Diptera, Cecidomyiidae. Gene Ontology annotation, biological process: steroid metabolic process. Gene Ontology annotation, cellular component: membrane; cytoplasm. The transcript is spliced from 7 exons. Bases 439 to 1989 code for a protein of 516 amino acids. The record is from RefSeq and is a predicted model, not a curated record.
UGCAACAGGCACCUGCAUACUUGAUAAGCUUCUUUUUAUCAAUUGUCCAUUGUUCAUGAAUACAAUAGGUGCUUAAAAUAGAUUCACCUCUGAAUUAUCACUUGCAGGAAUAUUCGCACUUCACUUGAGAUCAUCGAUACAUCUAAUGACCAACCGUUGUUUCAACCGAACUCAUGAAGUAGGGAGUGAUCGAAUUUUAUAUAAGACCGAUGUCAAUUCGGUUUAAGUGCUUAUUUUGGUUGUAGACAUCGAAGUAGCAAGGCAAUAAAUAAAUUAUACCCGAGAGCUGAAAACGUCUUCUAUUAAUAAACUAUCUUGACGAAGUAGAAAACACUUUUAUUUAUUCAGUAACGUUUAUAGUGUGAACGAAACCAAAUCGAUAUAUUGUUUGAGACUACUAAUAAGAGGGUUUUGCAAUAGAAAAAAGAACUAUAUAGCAUGGAUAGUGACGAGAUUAUUGAUUUUAAAGGUGAAACUUUUAUGGAGAUUCUGUUGGUUGACUAUCGAUGGAUACUUGUGUGCUUCCUCCUGUUGCCCAUGUCAUUUUGUUAUGACUUGUGGUAUUAUACACGUAACAAAAUCAUUUUUUAUUUGAACAGCGCACCACGUACCCAUGAUGAUAAAGUUCGCAAAGUCCAGAAACAGGUACAAGCUUGGAAUAAAACGGACAAAUCGAAGAAAAUGUGCACAGCACGACCUGGUUAUCAAACCAUGUCAUUUAGAAAGCCUUUAUACAAAUUGAGUAUGUGCCAAAUCGACUGUAAUUUGUUUGACAUCUUGGAAAUCAAUCGAGAAAAGCGUUCCGUUCGAGUUGAACCCAUGGUAUCGAUGGGUCAACUUUCGGCUACAUUGGCGAAACUUAGCUGGACAAUUGCUAUUGUGCCGGAACUGGAAGACUUAACAGUAGGCGGUAUGGUUAAUGGUGUUGGCGUGGAAUCCAGUUCACAUAUUUAUGGACUAUUGACUCAUACUUGCCUGUCAUUUGAAGUCGUUUUGGCCGACGGAAGUGUUGUUAAUUGCUCGCGUGAAGAAAAUUCCGAUCUAUUUCAUGCCAUUCCCUGGAGUAUGGGCACUUUGGGCUUUUUAACUGCUGUUGAACUUGAAAUUAUACCGGCCACAAAAUACAUACGCAUCGAAUAUGAACCAAUGUUCGGAAUAGAUGACAUUGCCAAACGCUUUAACGAAGCUAGCUGCGAUUCAAACAAUCAUUUUGUCGAAGCUAUUCAAUACUCAUUGGAUGAAGCGGUUAUGAUAACAGCUGUCAUGGUGGCCGACCAUGAAGUCGAUCAUAGGAAGAUUAACGAAAUCGGCAAAUGGUAUAAGCCAUGGUUCUUCAAAUAUGCAGAAAAUAUUCUUCGAACUGUACCAAAAGGUCAAACAGUAUUUGAAUACAUGCCACUGAGAGACUAUUACCAUCGCCAUUCACGUGCUUUAUUCUGGGAACUUCAGGACAUUGUUCCAUUUGGAAAUCACCCGGUUUUCCGAUACUUAUUCGGUUGGUUGAUGCCGGUGAAAGUAUCAUUUUUGAAACUAACGCAAACUGAAGCGGUGAAAAAAAUGUAUGAACAAACACAAGUGCUGCAAGAUAUAUUGGUGCCAACAUCCAAAAUGGCCGAUACUCUCCGUAAAUUCGAUAGAUUGAUCAAAGUAUAUCCGCUGUGGUUGUGUCCAUUCCAUUUAUGGAAUGAAGGUGGUUUAGUUCAUCCAGCUCCUGGCUUAGACGAUGACAUGUAUGUGGACAUCGGCAUUUAUGGUACGGCCAAGGUUAAACGUUGCCAAUUCCAUGCUGAGCUUACAACCCGUCAACUCGAGGAUAUUGCUCGGAAAGCGAAUGGAUUCCAAAUGUUACACGCCGAUUGCUAUCAAACCAAAGACGAAUUCCGUCAAAUGUUCGAUCAUCGUCUAUACGAUCGCAUGCGAAAAGAAUUGAAUUGCGAACAAGCAUUUCCCGAAAUUUGGGACAAAAUUAAUAAGAAUGUGCGCGAUUAAAUUGGCUAUUUUUAAUGUUCAA